Lepidothrix coronata (blue-crowned manakin) is the source of this 1008-nucleotide messenger RNA. Its product is annotated as spermatogenesis-associated protein 5-like. NCBI's taxonomy places the organism in Eukaryota, Metazoa, Chordata, Aves, Passeriformes, Pipridae. The record is from RefSeq and is a predicted model, not a curated record. Gene Ontology annotation, cellular component: cytoplasm. Gene Ontology annotation, molecular function: ATP hydrolysis activity. The transcript has 3 exons. The coding region runs from base 125 to 370 and encodes 81 amino acids.
CCAGCUGAACCUCGUGGCAGAAGAGAGUGCCUUGCUGAGACCAGGACGAAUAGACAGAAUUAUCUACGUGCCGUUGCCAGAUGCAGCCACUCGCAGGGAGAUCUUCAAACUUCAUUUUCAGUCCAUGCCAGUGAGCGAUGAAGUCUGCUUAGCUGAGCUUGUUGAGCACACACAAAAGUACUCAGGAGCAGAGAUAACAGCAGUCUGUAGAGAAGCAGCUCUUCUGGCUCUCCAGGAAGACAUCCAUGCCCAAUCCAUCAUGGGACGGCACUUUCGGUGCGCGCUGACUGUCGUGACCCCGAGGAUUCCCGACUCGUUGAUCCAGUUCUAUGCAGAUUAUCAGCAGCAGAGUGGACUGCACACGCUUUGAGAGGCAAAUUAAUACACACACAAAUUCACACACAGUGUGAAUAGCAAAUUUCCUUCAUAAAACUGUCAGAAGCCAAAGAAUUUUGUAUUGUGAGUGGAGUAUCUAAAGUUAAUUAAACGCAGAAUUGUUGUAAUAGAAGUCUGCGUGGAAGUUUUCAGUGUAAUAGAUAUUGUCCUAAACUCCAUAUUUUACCAUUUCAGUGGUAUAAACUGCAUUUUACAGGUAGUAAGAUUGCUGAUUUAAUUUAGUUUAUCUCAGUGUAUAUCUGCGUAUAAAAAAAAAAUUAUCAAAUUCUGAACUUUUGGGGGAUUCUUGGCCCUAAAGAGAGAACCAACAAGUGCCAUUACUGUCUUCAUUUGUUCCUGCCUCAGCCACAGUUUAAUCCCAGGGACCAUCCCAGUGAGGCACAGACCUGGGGAGUGGCCUCUCUACAAAAAAUGCUGAAAAUUAUUGUGACUCUUUUGAUUUAUGAUCUCCAACAAAGCUGCCAAACAGGCUUUCCGAGAUAAAGCUGAAGUAUCCUGAUUGAUUACAGCCAAACAUUUAUCUUUGGUCUUAACCAACUCCUGUUCAGACAUACUGGCAAGCAGGCCAUACCCUAAAACCUGUCCAUCCCUUGACUAACCUGAACCCACAGC